AGUUCCUAAAUUCCUCUAAAGAGGGCAAGAUAAAGAUUAACCUUGGAAAAUGUCACGCUUACGUCUAUUAACGUCAACGUCACCGCCAACCGCCUGAGUGUAAUCGCAUGGUGUAUGUGAUGAAUAAAAUAAUUGAAUACAUACAAUAAAAAGUUUUGUAAUUUCAUUUUGCUUGAUUUUAAAAACAAACUUUUAAACGAGUGUUCAGUAGUUGUAAUUGGAAUGGACAGGUUCAACUUGUUUAAAAACGUCUAUUGUCAAGAGGGAGGUGGAUUUCUACGUCGAGCAAAUGAAUUUGCCUUGCACGAAGUUUUCGACAGAUACGCAUCCAUCGAAAAAAAUGGCGAAAAAUUUAUGACUGCAGAAGAUUUUGUAAUAAAAUAUUUGACUCUUUUAGAUGAUAAAAACUAUAAUAAAGACACUGUGCGGUUGCUAGCAGCAAUUGUUGACACCAGUAAAGAUGGGCUUAUAUCUUAUUCGGAAUUCCAAGCAUUUGAGGGUCUGUUAUGUUUCCCCGACGCUUUGUAUAAAACAGCUUUUCAAUUAUUCGAUACUAACGGAAAUGGCAUGGUUAGUUUUGCUGAAUUCGUUGAGGUAAUGACGAAAACUGAACUUCACAAGAAAAUUCCUUUCAACAUGGAUUCACCGUUUGUGCAGUUGUAUUUUGGUAAAGAUAAGAGCCGUCUAGUCAGCUAUAAUGAGUUUUCUCAGUUCCUGCAUGAUUUUCACGAAGAAUAUGCUAUUGAAGGUUUUAGAAGGGCCGAUGUUAAAGGGACAGGUUUUAUUUCUGUUUUGGAUUUUCAGGAAAUUAUGACCAGUAUCAAGAGCCACUUAUUAACGCAACAAGUACAAUCCCAUCUAAUAGAGGCAGCAAAACAAUCUCAAGGUGGCAGCCGAGUAAGUUUUCCUUACUUUAUCGCUUUUAACUCUUUACUAAAUAAUAUGGAACUCGUAAAACGUAUUUAUUUGAAUGUCACCAAUGGCCAUAGAACACAAGAAGUCAGUAAAGAAGAAUUUAUGCAUUCAGCACAGGCUAUGUCUCAGAUGACACCACUAGAAGUUGAUAUAUUAUUUCAAUUAUGCGAUGUUCUCCAUCAAACGGGGAGAAUUGUAUACAAUGAUUUAUAUGCCAUUGCACCUGAACAGUACUUCAAACAAAUAACAAAUAGGCUAGCUGAAAUACAUGCUGUGAAUAGUCCCGAAGAUAGAGGAGUUCUUAUUCAGAUUCUAGAAAGUACCUACAGAUUUGCCUUAGGUUCAAUAGCAGGGGCUGUUGGCGCCACUGCAGUUUACCCCAUAGAUUUAGUAAAAACGCGUAUGCAGAACCAAAGAACAGGCUCCUUUAUUGGGGAGUUAAUGUAUAGAAACAGUUUUGAUUGUUUUAAAAAAGUUAUUAGACAUGAAGGCAUAUUUGGACUGUACAGAGGAUUAGUACCACAAUUGUUGGGAGUAGCACCUGAAAAAGCCAUUAAGUUAACAAUGAACGAUUUAGUUAGGGACAAACUUAUGGAUAAAAAUGGUAAUAUCCCAAUUUGGGGUGAAAUAUUAGCAGGAUGUUGUGCUGGUGGGUCUCAAGUAGUUUUCACAAAUCCAUUGGAAAUAGUAAAAAUUAGACUACAAGUCGCUGGUGAACUUGCAGGAGGAGCCAAGGUACGAGCAUGGACGGUAGUCAAAGACUUAGGUUUCCUAGGAUUGUACAAAGGUGCUAGGGCAUGCUUCCUUCGUGACAUACCUUUUAGUGGUAUUUAUUUCCCUGUUUAUGCUCACACUAAAGCUAAAUUCGCAGAUGAAAAUGGAUACAAUAGUCCUUUAACUCUAUUAUCGGCUGGUAUGGUGGCAGGUAUGCCAGCAGCGGCGUUAGUAACUCCAGCUGAUGUUAUUAAAACUCGACUGCAAGUUGUUGCCAGAAGUGGACAAACAACUUAUAAUGGAUUACUCGAUGCUGCAAAGAAAAUAUACAAAGAAGAAGGAUUUAGCGCAUUCUGGAAGGGAAGCAUGGCCCGUGUUAUGAGAUCCUCUCCACAAUUUGGUGUAACUUUAGUGACCUAUGAACUUCUUCAAAGAUAUCUAUACGUGGACUUUGGAGGAACGCGUCCGACUGGUUCCGAACUAAAACAAAUAUCAACAAUAGGUGAAACAAAGAAACCUGCCAAUCCAGAUCACAUUGGUGGUUAUUCCGUAUCACUUCCAAUAUUCUCAGGAAUAGAAACCAAAUUUGGACUGUGUUUACCCAAAUUUGGUGUACCUCAAUCGUAAAUUAUUAUUUUUAAUUAGUACUCAAAAUAGGUUUUGAAAAUAAUUUUUGUUGUUAACUAUGCUUCAGCUCUUUGAAUUCGCUUGUUUCGCAAGGAAAUUUUUAUCUAUCGAGUCUUUUAAAAAGUUCGAGAGUGCAUAAGCUGCAAUUGAUUCACUAGAUCUUUAUAUUCAAUUUCAUUGAACGCAUUCAAAUAAACCAAGUAAAAUAGGCAACAGUAUUCAUUAUCCAUUAUAACUAUAUUUUAGGGUUAAUCAUUUACCAAAAUUUAUUUAUUUGAACAAUAUGAGAUCAGAUUUAUAUUUAGCAUGACUAUCAACACAAGUUUCAGUUAGUAAAAAAUUUUUACAUGUUUUUAAUAAUAGGUUUAUCUUCGCAAUUUUUUUACUUUGGUGUAUUUAAAUUUGACUACUUAUUUUUUUAAUUUACAUUAUUAAUAUAUUACAUAAAGGAGUGAAUCAGGAGCAAAAUUGUGCAAACAUCUACUAGUAUUUCUUAAUUAUUUAUUGAUGUAGGAUUAACUCUAAAAUAACCAGGAAUUUUUAUAAGAUACCCACAUUGAUAUGAGUAAUUGAUAAUAUAUCUAUAGAAAGUAUGUCAAUAGUAUACACAUUAUAUAAUAUUAAGCAUCGACCCUAUUCUUAGUAUAUAAAAAUAUCUUGAUUUGCACUAAAACUUCAUGUCACUCACAGUAUUUCUUGCUUUUAAUCCCAGAAUAACAUUUAUUUAAUAUUAUUGAACAGUUCUAAAUUACGCCACUGAUAUAUCACUCUGAUAAUAGAAUUUAUUUUAUAUUAUAUCAAUAGAAUUGCAUUUAUUCUAUAUAUUUAUCAAUAUCUUCUUCAAUACUAAAAACUGUCGUUUUACACACGAUUCAAAAUAUUUACUAAUAACCUCUAUAUACCAUAUAAUUUUAACAUAAAGUUGCGAUCCAAUGAGAGAAAGUUGAAUUGAAGGCAGAGGUGAAGCCAAAGAUUUAUAUCUCUCACACUAUGUCAUCCAACAUUUGAACCGUGUCCCAUAUACUAUUUUUCCUUAUCUCCCAGCUGAAAUUAUGGUCUUCCUGCCUGCAGUUCGCUCCAGGUACAGUGAUUGUUACUACCUAUUAACGACCCAAGGGCAGAAAUUUGGAUACCCUGACUUGCGUGGUAAAGACUUCCUUUAAUAUGCAGUCGCAAAAUUCUUUGUUUCCAGAGAGUAAUCAGUUGAUAAAACCAUAUUUUUGGCUAGGAAUCAAGAAAACUAUUUUCAUUGUACAAAAAGUCUUGUAUUAUGAUAUAAAUGAAAAAAGUUGUUAUAGUUCUUCCAAAAUCCAAUUCAAAAGACGUAAAAACAUAUUCUUGAAAUGCAUUAUAACAAAUGCCAAUUUUUUAUCAGUUUUCUAGUGAAAUUAUAUCAGCUACAAGGUAAAGUUAUAUACUUGAACUUAUUUUAAUUAUUUUUUUUUCUCCAAAAUACUGAAUGACCAACUAAUAUAUUUUUCUGGUAAUAUUUACCUACUAUAUGUUCUUGUCAUUAUUAUGGUUAUAAAAGCAGUUAGCCGAAUUGUGCCAACAUUAUAUAUAAACUUUGCUCGGAAAUUCUGAAUAAAGGGGUGCAAACUAAAAUAAUGCAUAGUUGUGAUCUUAAAACCUCUCAGCAAGCUGCAUCACUGUGGGAACUAUGUGUGAUUCAUAUCAGUCGUACUUCUAUGAUAAAUAAUAAAGUCGAAAAUUGGAACGAUUUCUCCAGGGAAAAAAAUAUCUUCACCCACAAUUUUAAAUUUAUUUUUCACAUACUUUUUGAUAUACAAUUUUCACCCUUUGAAUUGACUGUUUAUCAACAAACAAAAAUUCCAUAAUUUAUAGUUCUUUUCUAGUAACGUCAAUUAAGUGCAAGAAUUUGUCUGAGUUAUGGGUAUUCUACAUGUUGAAGACAAGUAAAAUCAUUUUUCGAAUUUUUCAUUUUUUUGUGAACCCCAACCAUAUUGGUUAAGGAAAAUUUGAAAAUUUUUUGAGUUGCAUAGAGUUAUGUCAUAUAUAUGUUUUAUUCAUAAAUGGAUGGUGUUAUGCAAAAACGACUCAACCCACAAAAACCUGAUUUUCAGAUAAUGGGCUUUAAAGUCAACAAACUGUGGAAAAUCAUGAGCUCUAUAUCAAUAUACCAAUGUUAUGUUACCAUGAACGCAAUAUUUAAACUUAUUUUCUCAUGUGUUUUUCAAUAAAAAAUUUCAAGUGUUUCUGUAUAAAAAAAAUAAAAAUGUUGGAUGAAUGCUUUUUGCUUAAUAAGGAAAUUAAGGAAUGGAGGGUUAAAAAAAUAAGGUAACCCACAUUAUUAAUGAUGAAUCAUGUGUUUUAUUGAUAAAAAAAAUGCUGUACAAAAAAAUCAGUCUUUCAGAAAUAAUUAAACUUGUUUAAAAGAUAUUUAUCCUCAUCUUCAUCAAUGUCAAAGUCCACAUUUGAAACUCCAAAACCGUCAACAUCAUCUGAAAAUUCCCCCUGUUGAGCAGUUCUCAAGAAAUUAUAAAAAUAUUUUAAUUCUUGUGAUACUAGCUUCAAAAUUUCUUUGAGGUCUUUGAUCUUUUCUUUUGACAGUGGUUUACCCGUUGGCCAUAAGGAAUCCAACUGUAUAUCUUUAAACGACUUGUGUUGUCGACCUUUCUUCUUUUUUUCUAUAUUUAUUAUCUGCACGUUUCCUUCUGUUGUGUUAGUUUUCAUGUAGAGCUUGAAGGGCUCACUUUUCAAAAUUUUGAUCUCAUGGGUCUUCAGCCAACUCAUUUUAUCUUUGUUUGAAUAGAUUUUUCUGUUUGUAGUAUUUUCCAAUAAAUUGUGAAUUGAAACCAUUUCUUGUCUUUCUAUUUUGUUAACAACAAUUUUAUUUUUCCUCCUAUACUCCUUCAUAACAUUAAUGUAGUCUAGGUCUGUGUAUAGGCGCUGUUGGAUUUUUAAAGAGCGCUCAACAUCUCCAAACUCUGAAUCGUUAGGCAGAAAGCUGUGUCCCGAAAGCAAGAAUCUUAGAGUGAUGGAUUCAAGAGAAGGAUGGUUAUGCAAUGUGUGCAUCAUUAAUAGUGCUAGGUUUAUACUGCGGUUUUGACCACCGCAUGAAUCGGACCAUAGAAUCAAGUGCUUGACAGGUGGAUUGACAUGUUCUAUUAUAUAUUUUCUUAGACAAGAUCCCACCUCUUGGGUUCCUCUCCCAGCUUUUUCAAGCCAAAUAUUGAAGAUACCCUUUCCUGUGCUACCAAUGUGGAUGCCAAGGUUGUAGAAAUUUAAUUGCCGUUUAUAAUACACAAUACCAGUUGGCAGUUUAGGUACUGGAUGGGUUUUUUGCAGAUCAAAUGUUAAAGUUUCCAGUUCAGGGUUCUCUUUAGCAGAUUCAAGAUCUUUUUUCAUUUGAUCCCUCAAAGUCUCUGCUUUUUGAGUAUGGUUGGAAUGGUCUUCUCUUAGGGAAUCCGCCACCUCGCCUGUAAGGCCUUUAAUUUGUGCGUUGAACUUAUCACACUUCAAACAGGUGUCUUUUUUAAAUUUCUGGAAACGUAAAUUGAAAUUGGCAUAGAAAUGUUUUUUGUAGGUUGAAAAACUUACUGGAAGCUCAUUCUCUUUCAUCGUGUUCUCAUACAAGUUGUACAUUUUUUGUAAGUUCAGUUCAGCACCCAGAUAAUGUGAUUGUGUAUCACGUCUGCAGUAAUGAGAUAUGUACCUUGGAAAUGAUUUAAUAUAAUCUACAACUUUCUUCAUUUUAUUAUCAGGAAUUUUGUUUAAUCCUCCACUUUUUGAUCCCCUUAGGUCUUCUAUCAUAUCUUCUUCCCUUUUCUUCAAAGCUAUAUCAAUUGUCCUCUGAUUGAUUUUUAGUGUUUUCAGAAAUGUUGUUUUGCACAUCUCUUUGCAUUCCCAGUAGUAUUUACGGGUGUUCUUUCGUUUGGAGUUAACAUUUUUUGUAUAACAUCUUUUCUUUUUGAUUUCUUUAACACACAUGUUAAUCAUUGCGCAUCUCCCAGCAAAAGUUCCUAUUGACCAGAAUUGGGUGAAAAGUUUCUUUCGACUCUCUUUAUCAAUAGUUUCAGUGCAUUUCCUUUUACAAGCACAAUAAAAAUGUUCUUGGAACUGUUUUGGAGCAACAGUCCGUCCUUUAGAAUUAAUGUAUUCUUCAUUAAUAUUGCACUUUCUUUUUCUCUCAUCUCUUGAUUGAUUCUGAAAUUUUCUUUUCCGCCCACGUUUUUUUCUUCCUUUUGUUACUUCAGCAAUUAUUUCCUCAUUUCCUUCAUCAUUUGAGUUAUAGUCUGGUCUUCCAUCGGCUUCUUGAAGUAGCGUGCCCUCAUGAUUUGGCAUUUCGUCAUCAAUAGUUGUUGCGUCUGAUCCAGAGGGAAGUUAUUAACUACCAGAUUCAGAAAACAGUGGGACAAGGGAUUCUAUGUCUGAGUCUUCUUUAUACUGUGGCCAUUCAACCAGUUCAUCUUGUAAUCCUUCUUCUAUUAACAUGAACUCUCCAUCUUUUUCUGUUUCAUUAUGGUUGAGGGCUUUUUCUUCUUCUAUUCUAAAAUUUUCACAACCAUCGUCAAUAACUUUGUCCAUUUCGAUUUUCACGUCAUCACCGGCUCCAUUCUCCAAGACUUUAGUUUUGUUUUGUUUCUCGAGCGCCAGGUUGACUAAAACUUUUCCUCUUGACAGCAUCUGAAAGUAAAUAUAUAGAAAUAAUAAUGGGCUAAAAUAGUAGACAAUAUAAAAAAUUAAAAAUCCUCAAAUUUGACUUUUUUUGCCUGAGAUUCAUAUUGAAUAUUUAGCAAUAACCACUUAACUCACACAGCUAUCUGUUACAGAGCCUGUGUACUGCUGGUAUAAAUUUUAGCAAUAAUCAUUUAUUCCACAGGAUACAUCAAAUUAUUCCACAUUGUACAAUGUAAACAAAUUAGCAAUAAACAUUUAAGCCUCCAAGAUUAUCCUAUUUUUUUGUAUGAAAUACAUAUUGGUAAUUUAGCAGUAACCAUUCAACCCACGUGAUUAACUCAUAUAGACUACAUUCCACGCGUAUAAAAUUUAGCGAUAGGCAUUUAAACCACAUAAAUUAUUCCAUACACACAUCAUCGUAGAUGAAUCGACAAUCUUGGGGUUAAUCAUGAACAUUUCAACCUUAAACGUAAUUUUAACUUGAUAGUAAAUCCUGUGAAAAGACUGAUCAAAUCAAAAAAUCACCUUGAAAAAUAAUUGUUAGGUUUUGAAAAGUUCAUACAACUCAAAAAGUACAGUAAUCAAUUAUUUGUUGGCUUACCUUUAUUAACAAUAUUCAGACUCAGACGAUUAUUUUCACUUUGAAGUUGGUUCAAAAUCACUUGUAACAAUCACAACAACACAACAAACCCUCUCCCUUCUGCUUGAUUGAUUGGGCAGAUGAAUCGAGAACCAAUUCCUUUGAACUUUUCUUGUAAACGAUUCUAGAAAAAGAACAGAAUAAAUUCAUCGAUUCUACCGAUCGACUCUUGGAUCUCGUGUUUGCAACAAAUCCCCCCGUCUUCUUUUGAUAAUGGUGAUUUAGUUUAAUUUUUUUCUCAAUAUUUUAAAUUAUUACCUUAUAAAUUAUAAACAAUAAACGUUUAAUGUUUUCAGUAAAUAGUUCAAGAAUGAAAGAAUCGAUACAAUGAAUUCAUUUUGAGGAGUGGAUCGAAACUGAAUCUUUCACUUAAACGAAUCGUUUUGCCCGCCCCUAGUGGGUAUGUGGGUUGAUACAGUUGGUUGAGUGUUUGUUGCAAAAUAGCUUACAAACAUCAAACUGUUGGAUGAGUGUUUUGCAGCUUCACUCAGUGGUUGAAUGUUUUUUACUUAAUGGUAUAUUGAAGAUUCAAGGAAUGUGGGUUAAAAUGUUAUCUGUAUUAGUCCUUGAAACGCUGAUAGGGCUUAAAUCAUUUUUGCUUAAUGUAGAAAGCAACACAUUUUACCAUCAGAGUUGGAUAAUUCCUUUUUUUAUGUUUUGUGGGUUAACUCCUUUUUGCAUAAUACCAUCCAAAUAUGGUUUGCCAUAUAUUUGUGGAAAAAUUCUAUCGGAGUAGAUAGAUGAGUACCAGGCUAUCGAGGUAGUCAAUUUCAUGAUUUAUAACAAUUGAAGUUUGAUAUGAAAUUUUUUUGAUCCAAAUAUCUGUUUUGUUAGUAAGGUCAAAUUGCUUGUAGAAAUUAUCCACUUUAACUUAUAAGGAUCAUCAUAUGUCUCGUCAUUAUUCUUGAUGUAUCUCAAGACCUCUUGUUAUGUGACCGCUUUUUUUUCCAGAUAUCAAAUAUCGACUAUAAAAUUUUAUAGAGUGAAUUAGCCGCAUCCUGAGAACUUUAUUCAAUCAGUCUGUACAGUUAGUUCUGUCCACACUACUUACACCACCACUACAGCACUCACAAUUACACUGCCUGACGCGCGUUUCGAUAACCAAGUUAUCGUCUUCAGAGAUUGAUGGUAAACUGAUGAUUUUGAUUUUAAAUUGCUUUCUAACGUCUCCGAAAAUGAUAACUUUAUUAGAUAAUGUAAUUGUGAGGUUUGGUGUAGUGGUGGUAUAAAAUUUCAACUUUGUACAGUUAGUUAGUUUUUAUUUUUUAAGUUACUUUCAAAGCAAAAAACACUAAUUUUUGACAAUAAUAUAUUAGAAUAACCCACCUACGUUUACAUCUAGUCCCAGCAAAUAGAAAACAUCAAAAAGACAAUAUGAAAUUUCUUAGAAAUAAAUGUAGAUAACCAGGUUACAAUUUCACACCAUUUGAUUAUUUCUACUAUUAAAACUGAUGUAGUGUAGCAAUGCAUAGAAAAUAAUACGCUUUAAUGUAUAUAAAUAACUGGCAUGUAGUAGUAUUUUUUAUUUUCAGCUUCUUAUUAACGUGAUAUAAAAAGUGGAUUCAAAUGUAUGCAUAUAAAAUGCUGUAUGUGAGUAUGCAGAACAUACUCUAUGUAAUGUAUUGUUACCAAGCAUUGCAUCUAAUAACUGGAUAUCGUUUUUGAGAUUUCUAUUUUUCCCAGUGAUUGUACUCUACUAUUGUAGGGAUUUAUACACAUUUAUAUACCAAUUACCUUUCCAAUAUAUUUUUUUUUCAUUGAUUGCAUUAUAUGUUAAUUUCUAGUCAUAAAACAGCAAUUAUAUAAAAACUGUUUAUGACUAUUUUUUUAUUUGAAAUGUUCUUCCUGGUUUAUCAUUACUUAAAUUUUGAGACUAGUAAUCAUGAAAUUAGAGAUAAAUCUGUUAUUUAUUACAUAUUCUAUUCUUUAUUGUACUUUAUAUAAAGAUCGUAACAAUAGUACCAUUACUGGUCAAAUACCUUUAACUAUGAUUGCAAUGCAUUUGAAAUAUUAAUCAUAUUUUCUUUUAAAUUCUUACAAGAAAGCGAAACAAGCGAAUUUCAUUACUUAUGAAAAGAUUUUAUUGUACAUAGGAGUUAGGAUAGGCAUAUAUUUUUGUUCAUUUUACAAAAAAAUUUUAUUGGGUUCUCAGGAACUGUGAUAUUGAUCCAUUUUAAUUAUGCUAUAUUCCAUGUUGUUAUUUUUUGUAAACAUUAUCCCAACAAGCAUAUCUACGUGUCAAUUUUUAUUUUCUGCUGUAAUCAGCUGCAUUAAAUUUUAUCCUAUUCUACUCAAUAAAUUAUACAGAGUUUAAAA
Diorhabda carinulata is the source of this 9853-nucleotide messenger RNA. RefSeq names its product calcium-binding mitochondrial carrier protein Aralar1 (gene aralar1). The transcript has 12 exons. Gene Ontology annotation, biological process: L-glutamate transmembrane transport; aspartate transmembrane transport; malate-aspartate shuttle. Lineage: Eukaryota; Metazoa; Arthropoda; Insecta; Coleoptera; Chrysomelidae. The record is from RefSeq and is a predicted model, not a curated record. Gene Ontology annotation, molecular function: L-aspartate transmembrane transporter activity; calcium ion binding; L-glutamate transmembrane transporter activity. Bases 223 to 2256 code for a protein of 677 amino acids.